Messenger RNA from Clupea harengus (Atlantic herring), 868 nucleotides. Its product is annotated as potassium voltage-gated channel subfamily E member 1. Gene Ontology annotation, cellular component: membrane; voltage-gated potassium channel complex. The record is from RefSeq and is a predicted model, not a curated record. NCBI's taxonomy places the organism in Eukaryota, Metazoa, Chordata, Actinopteri, Clupeiformes, Clupeidae. Gene Ontology annotation, biological process: negative regulation of delayed rectifier potassium channel activity; regulation of ventricular cardiac muscle cell membrane repolarization; membrane repolarization during action potential. Bases 239 to 727 code for a protein of 162 amino acids. The transcript has a single exon. Gene Ontology annotation, molecular function: delayed rectifier potassium channel activity; potassium channel regulator activity; transmembrane transporter binding.
AGGUAAUUAUUUCCAUCAAUUUCUUAACUCUAUUAUUGAUUUUCCUUCACUGUUUAGAAUUUGAAAUGUAUAUGGUCAGCUAUUUUAAGCUUCUAAAGUAAUGUUUUGAUUGGAUUACUCGACUCACUAAUAUAUGUGUAUCUAGAAGUCUUUUUACUACAAUUUCUAUUAGUGUUCCUUCUCAUACUAAUAGCAGCUUUAUUACAGUAUGCUAUGGACUAACUUCUAUUUGUGUUGAAUGCUUCUCCGUAUGAAAUGCUGUCCACAUAACUACGUUUUCAUUCACAUCUUGUGUGGGACAGAAUCUAGCACCAUGCUACUGCAGAACAGCACCAGUCUGCAGUCCCUGCUAGUCUCCCUUUUGGAGUACCUGAACAAGACCUCUAUGGCUCCUUCCUCCGUCUCAUCUCCCGCUACUGACCGCCCAGCUCUCACCCUGUCUCUGGCCCAUAGCCAGGUCAAAGGUCAAGCGCAAAGUCAGGGCAUGAUCUACAUCCUCCUGGUGGUGGGGCUGUUCAGCUUCUUCACCUUCGGCAUCAUGAUGAGCUACAUCCGCUCCAAGAAGCUGGAGAACUCCCAGGACCCUUACCACCAGUACAUCGCCCACGACUGGGCCAGCGUGCUCACGCCACCAGUCACCCUGAAACAGGCACUGAGAGGGGCAGACCCCAGGAAGGACCCGCUGGUCAUCGGCAACCCGGCUGCAAUGGAGCGUCUCCCUGGCUGAGAGGGAGGGUGGAGAGGAAACGCUGGAACAUUUGUGUCUGAACUGGUUACAGUUACACACUGUGCACUCAAGUUAAAGUAUGUAUGUUGUAACAUGCAAUUUGUGAUUGAACACUGACUCUGAAUGGGAAUAAAGUAGUGU